AUGUGCUGUCCGACUCUCGCAGCCUGGUGGCUCAACCAGGACGUCCUUUUUUGGUGCCUUAGCUGUCAUACUGGGCGCACCCAUAAGGUGCCUGCACCUUACUAUGGAUUCUACAGAGGGAGCCUGCCGGCUCAAGGAGGAGAACCUGCUCUGCAGGGUUACCUUCAAUUGAAUGGCAGGUUCGAGACUGCAUCAUCUGCAGCAUUGGCUGCUGCACCCAUUGCUGUCAUCCACUUCAUUCUGGGUGGCAGUAAUGAGGUUGUGACGCCCGUUCCUCUGCUCUCUCACUAUUCGGAGCACUACUUUCCAAACGGUGGGUACGUUUAUAUUGAGGUCCCAUUUGACAUCACCAUGCACAAGAGUGUUCACGAUUACACAUGCGCCCAGGACGCCCGCAUCACCCAGCUCAAGUCUCAUCUUGCGCAUAGCGGACGUGUCUUGGCCUUCUUCUCCGAUCACUCUGAGGAAGAUAGCGGGUGGCUUUUUGCUGGGAGAGAGAAAGGUAAAUUUGUCACUAUGAGCGUCUCUCAGGUACUAUCUACCAUCCUAGGCCCCUAUUGCAGCGUCCUUGGUGGCGCCAUCAUGAUGUUCCUAGUGUGUGGCUCAGUUGUGGCCCAUGGUGACACCUUUAGUGAGCUCCAGGAAGCUCUACUCAACUACGGUGUCGCAUCCUCCAUCAUAUUCUCCGCCAAACACUUUCAGCCUCUGGUUGCCACCCACUUUUUGCUCUCUCUAGCGGAGCAAGUGAUAAUCGAGGACCUUGACAUCCGCACUGCAUUCCCUGGUCUUCUCUCCCUCUCCAGUCACCUUGGACAACACACGGACAUCAUUUUGAUGACAAGGGAUGACGCUGGCGGUAUGCACAAGCUCAUUAUCACCAGUUGGUCAGAGAGGGUCGCUGUCAAGGUGUCUUAUGAGCCUCUUGACCCUGAUGCUCCAGCUGAGGCUCCUGUAUCCAGGUACCUAUAUUCCUGCACCUAUCCUGAGUGUGGUAAGGCUCAGCGCAAGCCUUGCUACAAGUUCCACAUUGACAAACCACCUGGUUUUGUUGUCAAUGCUGCUAAGACAAAGACUACUGGGUGGUUCCAGUCUCCUUCCACAAUUUUUCUGGUUGAGUUGAGCACACAGGGCAAGCGUCAGAGGAGUAUGAAUGGGGAAGGACUCAUCAUGGCUGAAUGGCAGGAUGCACGUCGAGGUAUUGUGAGGACAGUCCGGGACUAUAUUAUUGCCAAAAACAAAUCGCAGGAUGAAUUGGUUGAGUUACCAAAGGCAUUGAAAAAGGAAAGGGAGGCAGCAGCCCAUCCUAAGGAUGCAGCCUUCUACAAGAAGGCAGUUACUGACUGGGAUGUUGCCCAGAAGCUAUUUAAGCAGGAGAUUGAUGAGUAUGACAAGGAGGAACAAGCGAAGUUGGGGGUGAAGAAUGAAAUCAAGUAUAGAACUGGUCAUGCUAGAGAUUGGUUCAAAAACAUGACCCUUGCACAAUGGAAGGAGGUUGAGAAUGCGAGGGAAAAGUGGAAUAGGGACAGUGCUCCUCUGGAAUCCCAGAUGAUGUAUCGAAAGAGGCACCUCAAAAGAAUUCUUGAUUACUUCGCUGAACAAAUGUGUCGUACUAUGGGAUGUCAGGUUAUGAUCCUAGCUAGUCACAAGAAAUCUGCUGACCAGACUCUAAAUGUCAUUGUUCAUGAGUCAAAGCCGGUCAACAGUAAAAAACCCUUUACUCAGAGUUCACAAGGGAAUAAGGAAUGGAUCUCUGAAGGGUUUGAAAAAUUCGCAGAAUGGUCUAAGUUAGAAUUUUACCCAGAUGAAAAUGAUGACCAGUCAACUGAUGAUGAGGAGGAUGACGGCAAGAUAUUCCGUGCAUCAUACAAGGUCUUUACCAACACUAACAAACCGGUGCCUUGGCAUGAGGUGGUGGCAAAGCCCUCUCUCUACCUGGACCUAAAUUCGAUCCCAGAAGGCUUCAUCUUGAGAGACCCAUCUCAUAUGAGGGCCGAAAAUAUCAAUGAGCUCUGGGCUCACUGGCAGGCUAGGAAGGAGGAAAAUAAGAAGCUGGUGAUAUUCAUUGCGGGUAAAAUAGGUGAUAUGAGCAAGGAGCUCCUUAGGGACGCGGUUCCCCACCAGGAGAAAACGAAGAAGAUGUAUGUCAAAAUUGAGCCGGUCAGUUCCUCCGAAAGCGAGUCGGGUGGAACACCAUCUACGUCACGUAGGGCAAACCUAGUCAAGGGUGCAAAUGAGUCGGCCGCAGCAGCUUCCAUGGGUCGUGCUCAGGAGGGUGCUCCUGCAACGGUGCGUAUGAAGGAUAGAAUCCCAUUCUUGAAGUCUCUGAGCAGCGACAAUGAAUACCUUCUUUUAGUUGAGGGCAUCAGAGACUUGGGCAAGGAACCAAAUUUUAACCAGCAAAAAGAAUGGCCUGCCUGGGCAACUUUGUCCUGGGAAGAGUCUUACCUUCCGAAUGAUGUGCACUGCGUGGAUGGUGAGGUGCAGAAGUUUUUAGAGACAGCUGCAUCUAUCAAGAUCUCUGGCUUACCAUCCGCAAUGCGAGUUACACUCGGUCUUGGAUUGCUGCUUAGGAAGUGUAAUUACAUUAGCGCCUCGAUCUUGGAUAUCAAGGUGCUUGACCUGGUUGUAGAGUCGGUUAACAAGGUCAGAGGCAGACUUAUGCAUCUACUGAAGUCAAAGGAUGUUCAGCAGGAAAGUUCUAUACUCGAUAACACUGCUGGUGGAGGUGGACUUGGAGCUGAAGAUGAUGUUCAUGAUCACGAAGAUAGUGUGAAGGGAGUUGUCGAGGCAGAGAUGAGGCAGAAGCUAGCAGAUGAGUUGCAGAUGCUUCAGGAGAAUACUGCCAGGAAUGAGAAGUUGAAGGAGGAGAAUCGGAUGCUUGAGGCUGCCAUGAAGGAGCUGCAGAACACCAGUAGGCUCCUAGAAAACCAGGAGGAGGAGGACGAGAGGCGGUUAGCUGAAGAACAGAGAGUUGAGGAGGUGGAGCAAGAUGAGGAGGGCAAGGAGGGUGAGGAUGUGGAGGUGGAGGUGGAGGUGAAAGGGAAAAAAAAGAGCCAAGUCCAGUGGUUCUCGAAAGCCAUCCAAGAAGGUCAAGGUUGA
Molecule: messenger RNA, 3099 nt
Organism: Suillus bovinus
Lineage: Eukaryota; Fungi; Basidiomycota; Agaricomycetes; Boletales; Suillaceae
Exons: 15
Coding region: 1-3099 (1032 amino acids)
Source: RefSeq, a predicted model, not a curated record